UUUCCAGGAUGCAUGUCGGCACUAUGCAUAUUCGUGCUCUACACGAAGCAUCUCAUCAUAGUGUACCUCUACCUCAUGUCCGUGGGCUUAGUCUUCGUCUCGUACUGGACCAAUGUAUCCGCCAUCAAGCAGAUCCUGGCGCUCAACGCCACGGCAGCCGAGGCCGCCGCACCCACCACCAGCAUCCUAGAAGACAUCCUCAACCUCAACAUGAGAAACCUCAUAGAUCUUGAAGGACCCGGCGUACUAGUCAUACAAAACUUCGCUAUACAAUUCGUCCUAGCCAUCAUAUUCCGAAACGUACACUUAGGACCACGACACGCAACCAUACAAAAACUCCUACCCAUGAGCUUCAUGGCGCCCUCCUUCCUAGCGAUGCUCCCGGUACCCCCGCAACUGCUGCACCAUUCGCCGGUAUUCUCGACUCUACUCCCGCUCUUCCUUGUCAAGUAUGUUCUCUGGUCGUCCGCCUACAAUGUGAUACAAGUGAUCUAUGCCGGCUACCAACAUGGACGCCUCUUCGUCAGCAACUACGGCCUGUCAGCGCUAGUUGAAACAGAGUGGAUGCGACUGAACAUACCUUGCGUUCUGAGAGUAUUCUGGGUGAUGAGAGUCGCAGAACACGCGAUAUUGCUCCUUAUGGACAACUACGAAGAUGACGCUGAAGAAGGCCUCAAAGUGUCCACUCUACUCGCAGUGCAAUCCCUCGCGUCAAUGGCCAAGUCGCUCCUAGUAACUGGGUGUGAAACCAUCACAGCUGUUCUAGGCAUGACUUCAGUAAUCUCCUUCUUCUGUCACUACAUCGGCAACUUUUUCCAAUGGAUCCUACUGACAGAUGAAGAGGAAGACAAGAGUAUAGGCGCGGUCUCCGCGAUCCUGUUCUACAUACUCGCUUUGCAGACCGGUUUGACCUCGCUCAACCCUGAAAAGAGAUUCGUCCGACUGUGCAGAAACUUCUGUUUAUUAUUCACGGCUUUGUUGCACUUCUUACACAAUAUCGUAAACCCUAUGCUGAUGUCGCUCAGUGCGUCACACAACCCGAGUACACACAGGCACGUGAGAGCGCUAGGUGUGUGCGCGUUUCUCAUAAUCUUCCCGAUCUCCUUACUGGUGUACUUAUGGUCUCAACAUACGAUAUCGACCUGGCUGCUAGCCGUGAGCGCUUUCAGCAUAGAAGUCAUAGUCAAAGUGAUAGUAAGUCUCAUGAUCUACUCGUUAUUCCUGGUGGACGCAUACAGAAGCACGUUUUGGGAGCAACUGGAUGACUACGUGUAUUACAUCCGCGCGUUCGGAAAUACGAUAGAGUUUUGUUUUGGGAUAUUCUUGUUCUUCAACGGAGCGUGGAUUCUGUUGUUCGAAUCUGGCGGAGCGAUUCGCGCUGUGAUGAUGUGCAUUCACGCGUAUUUCAACAUCUGGUGUGAGGCAAGAGCGGGUUGGUCGGUGUUUAUGAAACGUCGCACCGCUGUAAACAAGAUCAACUCACUCAGAGAAGCUUCCGUAGACCAACUGGACAGAUUAGAUGACGUAUGCGCAAUCUGUUACCAAGAGAUGCACUCCGCGAAGAUCACCAGGUGUAACCACUUCUUCCACGGCGUGUGUCUGCGGAAAUGGUUGUACGUCCAGGACCGCUGCCCGCUGUGCCACGACAUACUGUACAAGAUAGACAACGACGUGAAUAAAGACAACAAUUCCGAGGCGGGUAACGAGGAGAACAGCAACAACCAAAACCUUCUUCUAGAAGAAGAACCAGAUUUACUGCUAGGAGAGGGCGUCAGAUGACUCUUGGAGUUUGACGACGACGACUACUUUCUUUUAGUUUAAUUCUGUGUCAAGUCUAGAAAUCGGCGAUGUGAGUGGUAUUAAUUUGUAUAGUAAGUUAUUGUUCUUUUAUAUGAUUGUA
Ostrinia furnacalis (Asian corn borer) is the source of this 1900-nucleotide messenger RNA. It is a transcript of the gene Trc8, whose product is annotated as TRC8 ring finger protein. Gene Ontology annotation, biological process: ERAD pathway; proteasome-mediated ubiquitin-dependent protein catabolic process. Gene Ontology annotation, cellular component: endomembrane system; Derlin-1 retrotranslocation complex. Bases 13 to 1779 code for a protein of 588 amino acids. Gene Ontology annotation, molecular function: ubiquitin protein ligase activity. The transcript has a single exon. The record is from RefSeq and is a predicted model, not a curated record. Lineage: Eukaryota; Metazoa; Arthropoda; Insecta; Lepidoptera; Crambidae.